AUGGCCGUCCGAGCUCUCAUCGCUGCUGCCGCCUUCUUGGCCGUCUUCCAGGGCUCCAGCGCGGCAGCCGCCGUGGAUGUCCUGCCCCAGGCGUUCGCCAACGCGACGGCCCCCCUGCCCAUUCCAGAGCACAGCGUCUACUUCUACAUCACCAACGCCACCACCGUCAAACAGCAGGUGCAGAGCGCCUUGCAGGCCUACCUCGCCGACAUGGGCAUGACCGUGGACAUGAUGGCCGCCAGGACGCUCAGGCAACUGUACCAGCAGGAGAGCAACUACUUCAAGCACUUUGAGUACCUCGCACUGCACCCUGAGCAGCUCGUACCCACUUCGUACGACUCGGCACUGCCAUACCUGGGCGCCCUCUACCGUCGAAUGGUCGCCCUUGUAAAGGAUGGAGCUUCAGCCACCAGCAGAGCUACCCCACAGGUUUCACGGAAUCUGCGUCAAGUGGAGUAUUCCGAAUGGAGCCCAGAGGACUCCUAUGUCAAGCUGCCUGAAGUGGUCGGCAAUGGACUCUCGGAGCUGCGUUCCUGGGUCAACAACUUGAUGGACACCGGCCUCUCAGCUGCCAACAGCCAAUUGGCGGGCAUAAUGAAGAAGACGCGCGAAGAGCAACUCAUCCCAUACGUGCAGAGUGCCCAGUUCAAUGCGAGAAGGGCCAGUGGCUGGUACGAGGACAAGUUCCAGCAGUACUCCAGCCCAGAGGUCUACCAAGACUUCGUGGCAGCACGACAGGAACUUUGGGACCUCCAACUGCUGCUUGAGGUGGUCGGCAAUGGACUCUCGGAGCUGCGGUCCUGGGUCAACAACUUGAUGGACACCGGCCUCUCAGCCGCCAACAGCCAAUUGGCGGGCAUAAUGAAGAAGACGCGCGAAGAGCAACUCAUCCCAUACGUGCAGAGUGCCCAGUUCAAUGCGAGAAGGGCCAGUGGCUGGUACGAGGACAAGUUCCAGCAGUACUCCAGCCCAGAGGUCUACCAAGACCUCGUGGCUGCACGACAGGAACUUUGGGACCUCCAACUGGUCGCCUAA
Molecule: messenger RNA, 1035 nt
Organism: Schistocerca americana (American grasshopper)
Lineage: Eukaryota; Metazoa; Arthropoda; Insecta; Orthoptera; Acrididae
Exons: 6
Coding region: 1-1035 (344 amino acids)
Source: RefSeq, a predicted model, not a curated record